Messenger RNA from Vanessa tameamea, 2199 nucleotides. Its product is annotated as putative ferric-chelate reductase 1 homolog. Bases 274 to 2193 code for a protein of 639 amino acids. Gene Ontology annotation, cellular component: membrane. NCBI's taxonomy places the organism in Eukaryota, Metazoa, Arthropoda, Insecta, Lepidoptera, Nymphalidae. The record is from RefSeq and is a predicted model, not a curated record. The transcript is spliced from 13 exons.
CGAAGGUUGUUCAUUUGAACAGUUAAAACUUUUAAGGAUUUGUUUUAAAGUUUAAAACUUACUAUUAUAACAACAAUUAUUACAUUCAGUUUACAUACGAUAACAAAACGAAGAUUUAUUUGUGUAAAGUUUGUGGUAGAAACAGUUUUAAGUUUAUAAUUAAACUUUGAACAGUAGUGAAACGUGUGAAUUUGUUUUUAUGUGAAAAUUGGGGAGUGUUUAGAAAUCUUACGAGUUUUGCGAGUGCUGGACCGGUUUAUCUUACAAACAGACAUGCUGCGAAGGAAAAGAAACGUGAAAUUAAUACUGAUAACGGUAUUAUCACUCGUCAAUGUUUCCCAUCAAUAUGGCUCUGGAGCUCCGCCUUUGGCCUGCGUAGAUCAAAUGCCACGACACAGCGACAUCCAAGCACAGACAUCGGUGCCCCCAUACGCCAUAUUUACGUCAGCGUCACAAGUAAGGCAAGGAGAUGUGCUGAACGUUACCAUUGGUAGUCCAUUUGGUGCACCGGCACCGAUUGGUGGAUUUAUCUUACAAGCGCGAGGAAUACAAGAUACCGAGAAGAUUGUAGGGAAAUUCACAAAAGUUCCAGACCCUAACCUCGCCCAAAUCACUAACUGUCGUGGUAACAACGAUACUGUCACGCAUACCAACCCAGAGGAGAAAGCUCCUCUCACCUUCACGUGGCAAGCGCCUGAAGACUUUUUGGGAGGAAUUGAAUUUAGAGCGACUGUUGCACAAGGUUACGCUACAUUCUGGAAGAAUGUAGAAUCCCCACUAGUCGAAGUGGUCACCCCAGACACGGUGAUCACUACCUCUUUACCUAGCGUCUCAACACAGCGAACGACACAAGGACCACCAGUAAUUAUGGAAUCUAAGCCAAAAGCAACGCCAACAUCGCUCGAUGUUAUUUACCAAGGAUGCGAGGACACAAAACUAUGUUUUGGAAUUCCACAAAAUUGCAUAUCAAACGGAAACUGCAAAGUCAUCGUUGCUAUCUUCGUCGCCGGUGACACUUACACGUUCGAGAUCCAAGGGAUCAACAGCCCUAAGUACGUAGCGACAGGGUUGAGUUUAGACAACAAAAUGGGAGACGACAGUGCCAUGGAAUGCGUCAGGAACGACAACGGGAGGAUCAACCUGUUCACUUCCUGGACCUACCCAAAAGUCGAACCGUACGUCAGGAGGUCAGAUUCGCCGCAGGACAUCGUACAGCUUCUAGAAUCUUCGAUGAUCGAUGGGAAACUGUACUGCAAGUUCAAGAGGGAUACCGUCUCCACGGUCAAGGGCCAAACAUUCGACUUAGCCAAUAACAUGUACAAUCUGAUGGUGCUGGCCGGGGAUUCGAUGAAGGACGCGGACCGCGUGGGCUUCCACAACGUGGGCUACGAGUCGACGGGCGCGGCGCUGCGGCUGUCGGCGCCGGGCGCGGCGGCGGGCGCGUCCCGCGUGCUGCUGCGCCUGCACGGCUGCUGCAUGCUGGCCGCGUGGCUGGGCGCCGCCUCGCUGGGCAUCGUGCUCGCCAGAUAUUUCAAGAAGACAUGGGUGGGAAAAACACUCGGAGGAAAGGAUAUUUGGUUCGCCUAUCACAGAAUACUGAUGGUACUCACGUGGGUGCUGACGAUGGCCGGUUUCAUUUUAAUCCUGAUCGAUGUUGGUGGCUGGCAAACCACUGGAGACAACCCUCACGCCAUCACCGGUAUUGUCACUGUCGUGCUUUGCUUCAUACAGCCUAUUGGAGCCUUCUUCAGACCUCACCCCGGCACUAAGCACCGGCCAUUAUUUAACUGGUUACAUUGGCUUGUUGGAAACUCCGCACACAUUUUAGGAAUCGCGACCAUCUUCCUGGCGGUGUACCUGCAGAAGGCGCAGCUGCCGCCGUGGAGCGUGUUCAUCCUCGCCGCCUACGUCGUGUUCCACGUGCUCGCGCACAUCGUGCUCUCGCUGACGGUAUGCGUCUCAGAGGGUCGGAUAAGCAACGGACGAGUGAAUUCGUUCCCUAUGAAGGAUAUGUUGGGCCAUUCCCGGCAAGUUACAGCAGUGGACAGAAGUUCCGAUGCACCGUUCUCGGUCUUCAGAAAGCAUCUACUUGGAGUGUAUGCUCCAAUCAUCUUAUUGUUUGUGGUGGCCAUGAUCUGCCUCGUCGCAUUGGCCCCUAUCGGUGAUACCUACAAUAGUUUGAUGGGUGCAUAAAUUAAU